AUGACUCUACAUCAUAUGAUGGACCGGAAUUUAUUUAUCAUUAGCUUUAUGAUUCUUUCGUUUGUCUUCAACUCCUGCACAGCUCACUCAUGGAGGAACAAGAGUUAUGUGGAUGAUAUUGGUCAGCGGUGUGAACCUUCAGACCAUCCGUUUAGCCUGUGCAAGUCAGAAGCAGCAGCUUAUGGCUAUCCAUGUGAAGAUCACACGGUUACAACGGAAGAUGGCUAUAUUCUUAGCUUAAAGAGGAUUCCUUAUAGUAUAUCUGAUGGUGCUAACUCGACCAAUAAUACGAGGCAACCAGUACUGCUAUUCCACGGGCUUAUGGUGGAUAGCGUUUCUUGGCUACUGGGCACGCCAAAGCAAUCACUUGGAUUUAUUUUAGCAGAUGGAGGGUUUGAUGUUUGGUUUGCCAACACCCGUGGAACUAAUUCCAGCCGGAAUCAUACCUCCCUCUCCCCAAAUGAUCCGGCCUACUGGGAUUGGACGUGGGACGAGCUUGCUGCCUAUGAUCUUCCUGCUUUCCUUCAGUAUGUCUAUGAUUACACAGGAGGUCAGAAAGUCCACUAUAUUGGUCACUCCCUGGGAACAUUGAUUAUUCUUGCUGCCUUCUCCGAGCAAAAGUUACUACACUUAGUUAGAUCAGCUGUGUUGCUCUGCCCGAUUGCUUAUCUGAGUAGGACGAAAUCCAAACUCACCCGGCUUGCUGCUCAAAUCCUCCUUGCUGAAGCAUUUCACUUUCUAGGUUAUCGCGAGUUUAAUCCUAUUGGGCCAGUUACUCAUGAAAUUCUACUUCUGAUAUGCGGUGACCCUGAAAUCGACUGCUACGAUCUGUUUUCAGCUGUUGCGGGACCGGACUGCUGCCUCAAUACAUCAACUGUAUGCGCCUUCUGGCAGCAUGCUCCACAGUCUACGUCUAUCAAAAACCUUAUGCAUAUGUCGCAGAUGAUCAGGAGCGAAGGUGUCAGAAGGUUCGACUAUGGCAGCACCAAGGAAAACAUGAAGCAUUACAAUCAGCCACGCCCCCCGCUAUACAACCUCUCAUCCAUUCCAACCCAUGUCCCGAUGUUCCUCACCCAUGGCGGCCAAGACUUCCUCGGCGAUGUCCCUGACACCAGGCACCUCUUGAGGACGCUGGUCAGACGCCAUGACAGCGACAACAUGGAGGUGUUAUACGUGCCUGACUAUGCUCAUGCCGACUUUGUGGUAGGUUUCAAUGCUCCACAGUUGGUGUACAAACCAAUGGUCGACUUCUUUCAACGCCACUGAGUGUUGAUAUGUCAGGUCUCUCUGUGAUAAGCCUUCAGCAGUGCCUUCAUAUCAAUCUAUGCAAUCAAACCUUCAUAU
Messenger RNA from Lolium rigidum, 1344 nucleotides. Its product is annotated as triacylglycerol lipase 2-like. Gene Ontology annotation, biological process: lipid metabolic process. The transcript has 9 exons. The record is from RefSeq and is a predicted model, not a curated record. Bases 1 to 1266 code for a protein of 421 amino acids. NCBI's taxonomy places the organism in Eukaryota, Viridiplantae, Streptophyta, Magnoliopsida, Poales, Poaceae. Gene Ontology annotation, molecular function: hydrolase activity, acting on ester bonds.